AUGUCAGUACAGUCAGUAAUGGACGUCCUCAGGGACAUUCAGGCCAACCCCACAGACGCAAAGGCCAUGGAGCAGCUCGUCAAACAGGUGUCUGCUCUCGAGGCGGCCUCAAAGACCCCUGCCCAGACUACAAAGACCCUCACCCCACCCAUGUUGCCAGCAGACGACGAGGACACAGAAAUGGAGACAGACAAGCCCUUUGUCACGCCUCUGUCGCCCCCCAAAUACGAGGGACGAGUCAUUCUCACCACCUACCCCGGACAGAGUGGCGUCAAGCCCAUUCCUCUAAGAUGGGGCGCAGAGGACCCCAAGGUGCGAGGUCCCAUUGUUGUGGCCCGUGAUCAAUCGUCGUUCAAGCAGCGAAAUGCCAUCGGAGCCCACCACGGAUCGUAUGGUAUCUACCACGCACUGGCUGUUGCCACCAACGACCUGCCCGUUACACACAGAGCAGACUAUACCAACGCCUAUCCUCUGCACACCUUUGGACCCCACCCCCAAUGGUCCGACCCCAAGAAGAUUGUGGCUAUGGACCCUUAUGGUCAUCUAGCUCCCUGGCUCUUUCAUGAGACGAUCGCGGAAGGAGUUGUAGUCAAGCCCACCAUCGCUGUUACUCGUGCGCAGAUGCAACUAGCCGAAAUCAGAGACGAGGUCAGAGACGGAACCAUGGAGGUUGAUGGCGAAAUUGUGCUCAAUAAGAGCGGAGAUCUCGCGGUCACCAAGGUGGCCGUGGAGCCCGUGUGGUAUCUGCCCGGAGUCGCCGAGCGAUUCGGAAUCACGGAGGGGGAGCUUCGACGUGCCCUGUUCGAGGACACUGGAGGAAUGUACCCCGAGCUGGUUACCCGACCAGACAUCAAGGUCUUCCUACCUCCCAUCGGAGGCCUGACGGUGUACAUUUUCGGCGACCCAGACCGAGUUUCGGACCCCUCCAAGAAGUUGGCUCUCCGAGUCCAUGAUGAGUGUAACGGAUCCGACGUGUUUGGCUCCGAUAUCUGCACUUGCCGACCCUACUUGACCUUUGGUAUUUCCGAAGCAGUCAAGGAGGCCCAGAAGGGUGGCUCGGGAGUGGUCAUCUACUUCCGAAAGGAGGGACGAGCUCUGGGCGAGGUGACGAAGUACCUAGUGUAUAAUGCGCGAAAGCGAGGAGGCGACUCAGCUGCCACGUACUUUAAGCGAACGGAGAACAUUGCCGGAGUUAAGGAUAUGCGAUUCCAGGCACUGAUGCCCGACAUUUUGCAUUUCCUGGGUAUCCAGAAGAUUGACCGAAUGCUGUCCAUGUCCAACAUGAAGCACGACGCCAUUGUGGAGCAGGGUAUCCCCAUCCACGAGCGUGUGCCCAUUCCCGACGAGAUGAUUCCUCCGGACUCUCGAGUCGAGAUCGAUGCCAAGAUUGCGGCUGGCUAUUUCACCACCGGCGCCGUCAUGUCUGAGGAGGAGCUCAGUGGCGUCAAGGGUCGAACCUGGGACGAUGUUGUGCAUUAA
This is a messenger RNA of Yarrowia lipolytica CLIB122, 1479 nucleotides long. RefSeq lists its product as uncharacterized. NCBI's taxonomy places the organism in Eukaryota, Fungi, Ascomycota, Dipodascomycetes, Dipodascales. The record is from RefSeq and is a predicted model, not a curated record. Gene Ontology annotation, molecular function: GTP cyclohydrolase II activity. Gene Ontology annotation, biological process: riboflavin biosynthetic process.